Molecule: messenger RNA, 633 nt
Organism: Ostertagia ostertagi
Lineage: Eukaryota; Metazoa; Nematoda; Chromadorea; Rhabditida; Trichostrongylidae
Source: the annotation of a GenBank genome assembly
AUGUCGUUGAAGAAGUUCGUCAUGUCCGGUAUUCAGGACGUACUGGAGAACAAACUACUUCAAGGAAAUCGUGGUCAACAGCAACCACAACAGCCACCCCAAGAUCACGGAUCUACCAUGAAUCAGGGCUACGGUAAUCAAAGUGGCGGCUAUCCUCCACCAAGCGGUCCAGGAAACGCUGGCUAUAACGCCUACGAUCAACAAGGAGGUUAUCAGCAACCGGGAGGCUAUCCCAAUAAUCCACCACCAGGCGGAUACCCCCCACAACAAGGUGGUUAUCCUCCACCAGGAGGAUACCCACCUCAAUCAGGAGGUUAUCCACCUCAAUCGGGUGGAUAUCCUCCACAGGCAGGAUAUCCUCAAGGAGGACCUCCAGGAAUGCCACAGCCUAGCGGAUAUACCCCUAAUCGAGGUCCAUCACCGCCUAUUGGAUUCAAUACCGGUUAUCCUGAUCCAUCAGCUCAACCGUAUCCUCCACAAGGUGCCAUGGGAUAUCCUUCUCAACCGGGAGGUUACCCACCACAAUCGGGAGGUUAUCCUCCACAACAGGGCUAUCAGCCGCCAGGACAAUACGGGUCCGGCUAUGCAGCCCCGGCUCCUUAUCCAUCAACCUGGACAGUACAAACCAGGUGA